This is a messenger RNA of Macroventuria anomochaeta, 327 nucleotides long. RefSeq lists its product as uncharacterized. NCBI's taxonomy places the organism in Eukaryota, Fungi, Ascomycota, Dothideomycetes, Pleosporales, Didymellaceae. The record is from RefSeq and is a predicted model, not a curated record. The transcript has a single exon. The coding region runs from base 1 to 327 and encodes 108 amino acids.
AUGCAGCUAUGCACUGAAAGUCAGAUACAUCCACUGCAAACCAGGCGACUAGAACGGUUGUGUGCAAUCUGUCAGCAUGAAAGAAACAAGAGGCUGAAGGCCCUCGAGUCACUCAAUAGCGAGAUUCAUUUCGAGCCCUGGCGAUGGCAGUUCAAGUACCAGGGCGGAAGCACCUCAACGCAGCAGAAGGGACCACCAAAAGUAGCAGAGUUCAAUGCGGAAAACAGAAGCAUAUGGGACGUAACUACCACAUUGAAUGGUCUGGUGACCGGUAGCUCAGGUUGGAUGAAGGACUGGAAGCGUCAAGAACCUCAUGUCGUCGAUUGA